Aspergillus fumigatus Af293 is the source of this 1008-nucleotide messenger RNA. RefSeq lists its product as uncharacterized. The transcript has 2 exons. Gene Ontology annotation, cellular component: kinetochore; Mis6-Sim4 complex. NCBI's taxonomy places the organism in Eukaryota, Fungi, Ascomycota, Eurotiomycetes, Eurotiales, Aspergillaceae. Bases 1 to 1008 code for a protein of 335 amino acids. The record is from RefSeq and is a predicted model, not a curated record.
AUGAGAAUUAUCGCCUGUAUACCCCAAAGCACAGUAAUGGAAUCACCGGACAGACUUAAACAAGUGGAAGAGCAGUUAGACUCUGAGAUAUCCUCCAUCCGGCGCGAAAGCAACGCUAAACACAUACCAGUCCGCAAUCUCCAACGGCGACGUCGACUCCUAACCUCAAGCCUUCUUUCGUCAGAUAACUUUCAAAAACGACUGAAGGCGCGCCAAGCAGCAUUGGCGCCUACACCCAUCUCAUCCCUAAGCGACGAAGUCUCCCCCCUCGUCCAAGCCGCCGAUAAACACGCCGAACUGAACCAUCACCGCGUCGCGUUCUCUACAACCACCUUCCCCUUCAAGGAUCCUUCUCCGCAUUCGGACCAUCCAAAUCUACUAGGGGUGCGCAUUGAUAUCUGCUGCCGAAAUGGCCGCUUCACGAAACCGUACUACGUGCUUCUGAGACGGGCCGGCACGGGCGACGAGAAGAGGCUGCGGGUGCACCGACACACAAUCCCUGCAUUUAUUCCUAUUGAGAAACUGGAGCGCGUCUAUCUGCCUUUACCGCCGACGCAGGACUCCACAGAAGAGGAUGCACCCCUCAAGCCGGGGAAGGAACGGGUGCGGAAGCAGGACCUGCGGGGUCUAGUUCGCGAGUUGAGGCGACAGCUUGUUGCGUGGCAUUUACGAGUCGAUGCGGUGAACAUGCUGAAGGAAGACCUCGGCGGAGUUCAAGAUGGGAGUGUGGGUGGCGUUAUGGUCGAGAGUCGGUUGGAGCCGAAUGACUUGGGGAUUGUCUCUGUUUCCCCGACGACUCUCGAGGCGACGUACGUUCGCCUGGAAUGGGAGGAUGGACGGGUGGGACGCUUCAAGCUUUCUGACACGGGGGUUAUUGAGCGCGCGGUCAUUAUCGGCGACCGCGGGAGAGACAAGAGACUGGAAACUGUGUUUAUUGGGGGUGAUGGACGAGUAGAAACGCUCCUGGACAGGUUACGGCAGCAUAUUAUAUCCGCUUCAGGCGAAUGA